Molecule: messenger RNA, 2583 nt
Organism: Laccaria bicolor S238N-H82
Lineage: Eukaryota; Fungi; Basidiomycota; Agaricomycetes; Agaricales; Hydnangiaceae
Product: sec24-related protein
Exons: 14
Coding region: 1-2583 (860 amino acids)
Biological process (GO): intracellular protein transport; COPII-coated vesicle cargo loading; endoplasmic reticulum to Golgi vesicle-mediated transport
Cellular component (GO): COPII vesicle coat; endoplasmic reticulum exit site
Molecular function (GO): zinc ion binding; SNARE binding
Source: RefSeq, a predicted model, not a curated record
AUGCAAGCUCACUCAAACCAUAUCCCGCAACCACCUCACUCAGCCGGUACCGACUACAAAGGUCUCCGGCCCCGGAUCGACCCACUCCAGAUCCCUUCACCCAUUGAGUCAAUUUCAUUUGACCAGCAUGGAUGGCAGGACAAGAUAUACAUGACUCUACCGGGAUCGCAUGCCCCGCUGUGUACUUCGGACUUCGUAGCGGUUGAUCAAGGCAAUGCAUCUCCUAAAUUUAUUCGAAUGUCGACAUGGAAUAUGCCUAGCACCUCCAAGCUUGCGUCGGCAUGCCAUAUACCAUUAGCUGCUGUGCUUCAACCUUUUGCUGACCUCGACCCACGGGAAGAACCUAUACCUCUCAUCGAGACCGGUGAUGCUGGCCCCCCGCGCUGUGAGAGAUGUAGAUCAUAUAUUAACCCUUGGUGUACCUGGGUCGCUGGGGGCAUCAAGUGGAAAUGCAAUCUUUGUGAACAGGAAACCGAAGUUUCUUCGGAGUGGUUUUGUAAUUUAGAUGCCAACCUAAUGCGACUGGACCAUUCACAACGACUCGAAUUGAACAAAGGGACUGUGGACUUUGCUGUGCCAGAAGAGUACUGGGCACAGCAACCUCCUCCGACUUUGUCCCAAUCCUUCUCGAUGGACCCACAACCUUUAGGUGCUAGAAAACCGGAACCGAUGAACUAUUUCUUUGCACUCGACGUAUCGAGUGAUGCUGUGAUCUCUGGAUUCUUGCACGCUGCCUGUGAAUCACUACGACGGAUGCUGUACGGUGUGGAAGAUGGAUACGCAUGUUUCCCUCCGGAAAGUCGACUUGCCAUCCUAACGUUUGACCAGACGCUGCACUUUCACGAUCUCUCUUCAGAUAUGACAUCUAUGUUGGUCGUUUCGGAUAUAGAUGAGGUGUUUGUACCUUUGCAAAAAGGCCUAUUUGUAAACCCAGUUGAGCGUCGGAGAUCUAUCGAGGGGUUACUAAAAGCCCUUCCUCGACGAUUUACUAAUGUAACAACGCGAGAUUCCGCGUUAGGAUCGGCCAUAUACGCAGGAUUGGCCUCUCUUGCUGGGCGUGGAGGUCACCUUGUCGUCUUUCAAUGCACGAGACCGAGUCUUGGUCUGGGUGCGUUACAUGACCAACCCAAAGAAGCGGACCUGUAUGAUACCGACAAGGAGAAGACAUUGCAUCAACCGCGUGAUAAAACGUGGCUACGAAUUGGCACUGAAUGUGCUGAAGAAGGCGUUGGUGUCAGCUUUUUCCUUGGACCCAAUUCUUUCAUGGACGUUGGUUCUGUAGGUGUGGUAGCGUCCCUUACCGGGGGCGAGAUUUUCUUCCUCCCUCGUUUUGAGCCCGUCCGCGACGCCCAUGUUCUCGACUCACAAUUACAGAGGCUUAUGCGCCGGUGGCAAGGUUAUAAUUGUACGAUGAAAGUGCGAACUUCAAAAGGACUUCGAAUAUCUAACCAUUACGGAAACUUUCACAAACGCUCACCGACAGACCUUGACUUCGGCAUCUUCGACGCGGACAAGGCCAUAUCGGUCGAGCUUGAGCACACUGGAACCCUCGAUCCUCGUGGAUACGCACACAUACAGUGUGCAUUGCUGUACACUACGGUUUCGGGGAAGCGUAGGGUGCGAGUGUGCAACCUAGCUAUGGUCAUUGUGCAGCUGGCGCAAAACGUGUUUCAAUAUGCGGACAUGGAGGCUUUGGUAUGUCACCUGGCCAGAGAAGCCAUGUCUCAAUUGACAUCACAGAAGAUGUCUACCGUCCGUGAGGACCUUACAGAAAAAUGCUCUUCUCUCCUUCUUGGGUACCGCGAUCAAUGUGCAGCUGGGACACGUGCAACUCAGCUGAUUCUUCCAGAGGCAUUCAAAGCUCUACCCGCUUUCAUACUCGCAUUACAAAAAAGCAAGCCUCUGAAAGCUCGUCAAGUUUCAUCUGACGUGCAAAACUAUGAGAUACACAGGAUAAUGUCUAUGAGCCCGCGAACUACUAUUCAUCAUCUGUAUCCCCAAUUGCUCGCUCUCCACGAUCUGGACGAUAGUACCGCCGCACCCUUUUACACUGAAGGUUCGGACGGUAUCAUUAAAGAGACAAUCACAUAUCCAUUCUGCAUGCGGGCUAGCCACCAGUACAUGGAAGCAAGUGGGAUCUACCUGAUUGAUAAUGAGGAAAUGAUGAUCUUUUGGGUCGGUUCUAGCGCUUCGCCUCAACUCUUACAGGAUUUAUUCGGAGUAGAUGAUAUAAUGACGCUUAGUCCGCGCACUCUUCCCGCACUCAAUACAACCCUCUCAAACCAAGUGCGAAACAUCCUAGCUCACCGAUUUGAACAAAGAGGGCGGUUGGUCAGGAUGUAUAUUGCACGACAAAACCUCGACGGCAUCGAAAUAGAAUUCAGUGAUAUGCUGGUCGAGGACAGGAACAAUGGCGCCAUGUCAUACUUCGAUUGUAUGCCCAAACGCUUGUCCAUAUCUGCCGCACCCUUCUUACGCCGUCACAAAUUAGAUCUGACCAUCGUCCAUCAACAGAUUUUGACUGUUCUAAAACAAGGAGGGCCUUUAGGUGGAGGUGUAAACCUUAGAGGCUCACCAUGGUAG